UUUUAUCCGUUUAAAUUUGGUCUUAAUUGCUAUUAAGGCAUGGACGACGAAAUCUGCCCCUACGCCACCUUCCAUCUACUUGGUUUUCGCGAAGAGAUGGACCCAAGCAAAGUUCAACAAUUCCAAACUUUCCCUCAUCCCCAUGCUGGUACAAUGGGCCCAUCAGGAAUGAACACUCCCCACUCCAUGCAUUCUCGUUCAGGAUCUCAGUCCAUGCCUCGUUCUAACAAAAGAUACGAAAGAGGUGGUUCUCAAGGAAACGGAAGCAUAUAUUCCCCAGGACCUGAAUAUGACGACCCAGCUAACUGCGCCCCAGAAGACGAGCAAUAUGGAUCCCAAUACGGAGGCUACAACGCACCUUACGAUCAAUAUGGAAGUCGUGGUUCAAUAGGUAGACGAUCCAUGGGUUCCAUGAGACUUCAGCCAAACAACGGAAGCCCCGAACCUCCCCCACCACCACCUCGUAAUCACGACCCUUCAUUUAAUGACUCCAAGGACAGCAAUGAAAUAUCCGAAGCUGAAUGCGAUAGGGAUCAACUGAUAAAUAGUCGCAGUUAUGGGGGUACGUUAGUAGUAAUAGUAUUGUGGAAAAUGAAAGCCUUAUUUUGCUUUAGAGUGGAUGGAAAAAAGGGGGAACGGAAAGGACCAAAUGUCAUCCUUGAAUGAGAA
This is a messenger RNA of Agrilus planipennis (emerald ash borer), 669 nucleotides long. RefSeq lists its product as uncharacterized. The transcript is spliced from 2 exons. Lineage: Eukaryota; Metazoa; Arthropoda; Insecta; Coleoptera; Buprestidae. The coding region runs from base 40 to 666 and encodes 208 amino acids. The record is from RefSeq and is a predicted model, not a curated record.